Molecule: messenger RNA, 183 nt
Organism: Marmota monax (woodchuck)
Lineage: Eukaryota; Metazoa; Chordata; Mammalia; Rodentia; Sciuridae
Product: small integral membrane protein 3-like
Exons: 1
Coding region: 1-183 (60 amino acids)
Source: RefSeq, a predicted model, not a curated record
AUGGAUGCCAUCAGCCAAUCCCCCAUGGAAGCUGUGCUUCCCAAGCACAUCCUGGAUAUCUGGACCAUUGUCCUCAUCAUCCUGGCCACCAUCGUCAUCAUGACCUCCUUGUUGCUGUGUCCAGCCACUGCCGUCAUCCUCUACCGCAUGUGGACUCAUCCAGUGCUCAGUGGGGCUGUUUGA